AUGUCUCCCGGUGUUAUACAAAAUUCCGAAACAGUUAUCAAUAAUACUCUAGAAGUUAUCACUAAUAACGGCGAUGUCUUACCUGGCUUAAGUAAUGAAAUUAAAACAUGCCCUAUCGACCAUCUUGUUUUGGCUGAAGUCAGCAACGGUCAAAAUGGCGUGAAUAGCAAAAAUGAUGACAACGCUGAAGUCAAAAUUCUUAUACAAAAACUUGAUAGAAAACAACCACGUAAAGUAACAAGACCAAAAGUGUUAAAAAAUUACGAAUCACGGGAGUAUUUGUAUGAUAGGCUCUAUGAUACUACGUGUCCAAGGGUGCCCACAUUAUGCAACGAGAGGGCCUGCCUGGGGAGUUUGAUGGCCAUACCUGGCCGCGGGGAUGUACCGAGAAGUCCUGAGGAAGUCCUUAAUGAUGCAAAAGAUUUCCUUGGUCAAUACUUUGCUUCAAUACGAAGAGCUAAUACUGUAGCCCACGAAGCUCGUUGGAAGGUUGUGCAAGAAGAAGUAGUGAAAACUGGGACAUACCAACUAACAACUACCGAGCUCGUGUUUGGCGCUAAGUUAGCUUGGAGGAACGCUAGCCGAUGCAUUGGCAGAAUACAGUGGUCUAAACUGCAAGUAUUUGACUGCCGCCAAGUGACAACCACGAGCGGAAUGUUCGAAGCGCUGUGCAAUCAUAUAAAAUACAGCACCAAUAAAGGAAAUAUCAGGUCAGCGAUAACUGUCUUCCCACAACGCACGGAUGGCAAGCACGACUACAGAAUAUGGAACAGCCAGCUCAUCAGCUAUGCCGGGUACAAACUACCCGAUGGUACUGUUCUAGGCGACCCUAUGCAUUGCGAGUUCACUGAGCUUUGCAUCAAACUGGGGUGGAAGCCGCCUCGCACCGCGUGGGACAUCCUGCCGCUUGUUCUGUCCGCGAAUGGUAAAGACCCCGACUACUUCGAGAUCCCUCGGGAGCUCGUCAUGGAGAUACAUAUGACUCAUCCUACGCAAGAUUGGUUCGAAGAACUCCAGCUACGUUGGUACGCACUGCCCGCGGUGUCGAACAUGCGUUUCGACUGCGGCGGCAUAGAGUUCACAGCGAACGCCUUUAACGGCUGGUACAUGAGCACUGAGAUCGGCUGCCGGAACUUCUGUGAUACUAACCGCUUGAACAUGCUUGAGAAAGUAGCACAAAAGAUGGGCCUAGAUACGCGUACGCCAGUGAACCUGUGGAAGGAUAAGGCGUUAGUGGAAGUAAAUGUCGCUGUUCUUCAUAGCUUCCAACAGCACAAUGCAACUAUUGUCGAUCAUCACACUGCCUCCGAAAGCUUCAUCAAGCAUUUGGAUAAUGAGAACAGGUUACGCUCCGGCUGUCCGGCGGACUGGAUAUGGAUCGUGCCGCCGAUGUCGUCAUCCAUCACUCCGGUAUUUCAUCAAGAGAUGGCGCUCUACUACUUGCGACCAGCUUACGAAUAUCAGGAACCAGCGUGGAAAACCCAUCAGUGGCAAAAGUCAAAGCCGAUCACCGGCAAGAGGCCCAUAAAUAGAAAGUUCCACUUCAAGCAGAUUGCGCGCGCCGUCAAAUUCACAUCCAAACUCUUUGGACGAGCGCUUUCUAAGAGGAUUAAAGCGACAGUUUUGUACGCGACGGAGACCGGCAAGUCUGAGCAGUAUGCCAAGGAGCUAGGGGUCAUAUUCGGACACGCUUUCAACGCUCAGGUUCAUUGUAUGAUGGAUUACGAUAUUACGUCUAUUGAGCAUGAGGCGCUGCUGUUGGUCGUGACUUCGACUUUCGGUAAUGGAGAUCCUCCGGAAAAUGGCGUUGCUUUUGGGGAGCAACUGUGCGAAAUUUUAUAUUCAGAUCAAGAGGGCACCGGGGGCUCUCAAAUGCUAACACCAAAAUCUUUCAUCAAAGCAAAUAGCCAAAUUGAACUUCAGAGAUAUGCCGUUGCUAAUCCAAAGCAACUGAGCAGGCUUGAGUCAUUAAAAGGUAGCGCAACAGAUGCGACAUCGAUCGAUAGUUUCGGACCACUAAGCAAUGUUCGCUUUGCCGUGUUCGCGCUCGGCUCUAGCGCGUAUCCGAACUUUUGCAACUUCGGCAAAUACGUGGACCGAUUACUUGGAGAUUUGGGAGGCGAGAGGAUACAUGAUGUGGCCACUGGUGAUGAGAUGUGCGGACAGGAUCAGGCCUUUAGGAAAUGGGCAUCUAGCGUGUUUAACGUUGCGUGUGAAACGUUCUGUUUGGAUGAUGAUGAAACUUUGCAAGAGGCCAAGAGAGCUUUAGGUACAGUUGCACUCAGCGAAGAAACUGUCAGAUUUACCCGUCCAGCUUGCAAGCCUCCUGUACUUCUGAAUGCUCUGCAAUCUACUGUGAACAGACAAUUAAUAACAUGUGUUGUCAAAGCCAAUAAAGAUUUAGGAGAUUCUAGCGCGGAACGUUCUACGAUUUUCAUAGAUAUGGAACCUCAGGGCGAAAUCAAUUAUGAUCCCGGCGAUCACGUUGGUAUAAUGGCGUGUAAUCGCAAAGAAUUAGUGGACGGCCUGCUCGCUCGGCUGAAGGACAUCGAUAAUUAUGAUGAACCGUUGCAAUUGCAACUUAUGAAAGAAACACAUACUUCAAGUGGUCCGGUAAAGUCUUGGGAACCUCAUGAACGUCUUCCGGUGGCCAGUGUUCGUGACCUAUUCACCCGUUUCUUGGAUAUAACGACCCCACCUACAACUAUCCUACUGCAAUAUUUAGCCAAAACUUGCAAUAAUGAAGACGAAAGAAAGCAAUUGAAUACGCUUGCUACUGAUCCGGCAUCUUACGAAGAUUGGCGUCAUUAUCGUUUCCCGACUUUACCCGAAGUUUUGGAACAAUUCCCAUCAGCGAAACCAAGCGCUUCUCUAUUCGCAGCUUUACUGUCUCCUUUGCAACCAAGAUUCUACUCUAUUUCGUCAUCUCCGAUCGCCCACCCCAAACGAUUGCAUCUCACUGUAGCUGUUGUCACUUAUAGGACUCAAGAUGGCGAAGGUCCUGUCCAUUAUGGUGUUUGUUCAAAUUAUCUCAUGGAUCGUAAACCUGGGGAUGAAGUGUGUCUAUUCGUGCGAAGUGCUCCAAACUUCCACCUCCCGCAUGACUUGUCCGUGCCUCUUAUACUGAUAGGCCCCGGAACAGGCAUAGCACCCUUUAGAGGAUUUUGGCAUCAUCGUAAAGCACUCCUUAACACUCGCUCACGCUCUAACAUUGGCCCAGUCUGGUUAUUCUUUGGAUGUCGGACGAAGACCAUGGACUUGUACCGAGAAGAGAAAGACCAAGCACUUAAAGAUGGCGUACUCUCGAAAGUGUUUCUCGCAUUGUCUAGAGAGAAAAAUAUUCCGAAGAUGUACGUACAAGAGUUGGCCGAAAAUGAAGGGUCGGAAAUCCAUGAUUUAUUGAUAAACAAAGGAGCACAUUUUUACGUUUGCGGUGAUUGUAAGAUGGCCGAAGACGUGCAUCAGAAACUGAAGGGAAUUAUAAAGAAACAUGGAAAUAUGACCGACGAGCAAGUACAAAACUUCAUGUUCCUGUUGAAGGAAGAGAAUCGCUACCACGAAGAUAUAUUCGGCAUCACGCUGCGCACGGCGGAGGUGCACAGCGCGUCACGCGAGUCCGCGCGCCGCAACCGCGCCGCUGCGCCA
This is a messenger RNA of Brenthis ino (lesser marbled fritillary), 3645 nucleotides long. NCBI's taxonomy places the organism in Eukaryota, Metazoa, Arthropoda, Insecta, Lepidoptera, Nymphalidae. The record is from the annotation of a GenBank genome assembly.